GCAACUGGUGUUGCGGAAGUAGCCAUCGCCGCCUGCAGGGGGAUGCGAACUGCUUGGCCUGCACACGAAAGCAAAAAACAGGUGGGAGCCCGGGAUCUGAGGUCAGAGAGGGGAGAGAGAGCCUUUAGCAACGAUGGGAGCACUAAAGUCUACACCGGAUCCGAUUGAAUACGCAGAUCUGUCGGAGAAAACUGGCUAUUCACUUAAGCAGAUUAGAGUUCUUCAUAAGAGGUUCAGAGAGCUGAGUGAUGGAGAUGAUGUUUUGAGGAGGGAACAUUUCCGAUGCAUCUCUUCUCUCAAAUACAAUCCCAUUCGUGUAGAGAUCAUAGAGGCUUUCUUUAACCGAAGAAACUUUUCCCCGAGUCAUCAGGGCAGCGCAGACGAGAUUGGCUUUGAAGAAUUUCUGGUGGUCAUGUCUCAUUUCAGGCCCCCGUCUCCGAAAAUAACAGAUGAACAGCGUAAAAAUAUCAGGAGGGAAAAACUUCAAUUUAUAUUCAACAUGCAUGACUCAGACGGCGAUGGAUUGGUAACGCUUGAGGAUUACAGACAUGUGGUGGAGGAGUUGUUAUCUCGCAGCGGAGCACUGGGGAAAGAAACAGCCAAAGCCAUUGCUGAUGCAGCCAUGUUUGAAGUGGCCAGAACAGUUGGUCACAAGGACCCCAAUGAAUUUUAUGAGGGAAUCACCUUCGAGCAUUUCCUGAAGCUGUUGUCUAACUUUGACAUCGAAUCAAGGAUGAACAUUCGGUUUUUAAAGUCGGAUGUGAACCCUUUCUGCCAGUUGUGUUGCUAGCCUGAAGUGUCCAGCUGUUUUAAGUAAGCUUUGAGAAUAGAAAGUUUUAUGCCUUAACUGUGUGAUAUUAAUUUCUUGUUUUGCUCUGUAGCAAAAUGCUUGCACUGACAAUACGCCUCCUGCAUGUUGGAACAACUAUGCAAACUGAACGGCAAUUUGAAUUUAUUAGAAGACUUAAUUCUAAGCAAUAAGAUUGCACUACUGUAUGCCAAGACAGAGCAAUGAUAUUCAAAUAUAGAUGACUCUAUUUGUUGAUCUAAAUGGGAAUGAAUAUACAAAUUAUUUUCAUAAAUCUCAUGUGAUAUUAUAGUUGUCUUGUAGGAUCACAGAAAAUAUUUAUUUCUUUACUAUAGAAUGUGCUUGCCUUGCAUUGUUUGCACAAAAACACUUUAUUAUUUGCAUUUAUUUUAAAAGAAAUAACAUUUUGGUUCCAGUGAAAACUUUACAAUACACUUCAUGGGCAUGAAUGCUCUUUCAGCUUUCGGCCAUAAAGCAGACUUUUAAAUUGUCUUUUUUAGAUCAGAGUGAAUGUCAUAACCCAACCAAGCCACCGCAAACACGGGGUUAAAGCCUUUAUGGCAUCAUGCCUGGAAUACACAACUCUUAUAGCUGUAUAUGGCUAACAGCUUUUAACAUGGUUUGACUGCUGUUCUUGCCAGAAUGGGCCAUUUUCUGAUUCAUUUAUAGAUUUUCUUUAUUUAAUAAAUUUGCACCAUAACCAGUCAAGUCUGAAAAAGAAUUAAAAGCCAAAAAUUGAUUUAACAUUCAUGCCAAUAAUGAGUGUAGGUUUGUGAAUGGGACUUUAUUCAAAUAAAUAUCCUCUUUUAUUGUUAGCAGUGUUCAAGAAACGGAAUGAUAUUUAGAUACAAAUGACUAUAUAUGUCAAUGCAGGGGCUUCAACAUGCAAAGUUUUAUUUUUGUAAUGCUCCUUGAUCAAAGACAGCAUAGUUUGUCUCAUGGCAAAAUGUUUUUUUUUUUUUUUUUGUCAUUUUCUUUCUAUU
Messenger RNA from Xiphophorus maculatus (southern platyfish), 1791 nucleotides. RefSeq names its product calcineurin B homologous protein 3-like (gene tescb). Bases 134 to 790 code for a protein of 218 amino acids. NCBI's taxonomy places the organism in Eukaryota, Metazoa, Chordata, Actinopteri, Cyprinodontiformes, Poeciliidae. The record is from RefSeq and is a predicted model, not a curated record. The transcript has 9 exons. Gene Ontology annotation, molecular function: calcium ion binding.